AGAAUGCAUAAUUCCCACAAGCUAAGCUUUGACUUUGAACCUCAUAUCAUGAAAAAUCCCAUUUUGUACUUAUAAUAUUUUCCAUUCUUAUAAAUACACUGAUAUUAUUGCAUUCUUCAUGUACAUAUAUAUCAUUAUCAUCGUCAUCAUCAAUCUCUUUCCAUAAUCAUAUUCGUUAUAUCGGUAGACAGAUCAUCCAUGGCAAACGUUAGAGGAACAAGUAGCAAACCCGGAAGCGAAAAGAUUGAACCUUCUGCAGGUUGGUCAGACGACUCAAAUAGCCAACAUCUUCUCGUUGAUCUUCCUGGAUUCAAGACAGAGCAGGUGCAAAUACAAGUACUUAGCACUGGCAACCUAAAGGUCAGCGGAGAAAGGGUAACAUACCAGAAUAAAACUGUUAGUUUCGACCAGACCUAUAAGAUUCCAGCUGCAGAAAAUGCAGAUAUGAGCAAAAUCACAGCCAAAUUCGAUGGUGAAAUUCUUUACGUUACAAUCCCCAAGAAACCAAAAGAAGAAGAACAAAAAAAGAGAGAUGAAGAACAAAAAGAAGAAGCGACUCCGAGCUUAGAGAAGAAAAAAGACGACGUCGUCAAUGGUCUUGAAGAAAAAAAUAAUGCUACACAGCAGCAAAAACACGAAGACGAAGUAGUACCGAAAAACAAAGAAGAAAACACACAGAAAAAACUUGAGAAGGACGAAGUGAAAGACAGUGAAGCAAAAACACAACAAAAACCCAAAGACGAUGAAGUGAAAAACAAAGAAGGUGACGAGAAAAGUAGCAAGAAGGAAGAGAAAAAAUUGAAGGGAAAUGAGAUUAAGAGAUUUUCCGAAGAGGAUGUGAAGAAAUGGGAUGAUGAUGGAGAUUUUCUAAGUAAUACAGUCAAAAUAUUGAGCCAAAACAGAGGGAUUUUAUUAACGGCUGUGGUUGCAUUUUCAUUAGGGCUCUUGCUAUCCCGUAGGUUCCAAGCUGGACGUUGAUCAUGAUCACAAGUCUCUUAAUUUGAUCUCUCUGUCUCUGGAUAUUAUAUGUUCUUCUUCAUGGUGUAUAUACAUAUAUAUAUAUACACCUUUGUUUCAUGUCUUAUAUAGUUCAAACAUAUAUAUCAUAUACAUAGAAUCACCAUAUGCUUAUUUAAGCUUAAUUAUGGUAAUUAAUUUCAACUAAUAUUAAAUACUUUAUAUUUCAUUAA
Molecule: messenger RNA, 1190 nt
Organism: Ziziphus jujuba (common jujube)
Lineage: Eukaryota; Viridiplantae; Streptophyta; Magnoliopsida; Rosales; Rhamnaceae
Product: legumin B
Exons: 2
Coding region: 199-978 (259 amino acids)
Source: RefSeq, a predicted model, not a curated record